UUGAACUUACAUACACAUACACAUACUAAUAUUGAACAUACAAAGCCAAAAAUGGUUAGAAUCAAAUGUAUCCACACUGUAAUUCCUACCGAAGCUACCCCAAAUGGCACUUUGUUGCUCUCUGAGAGUGAGCAAAUCAAUGCUCAUACUCAUGCACUCACAAUUUACAUUUACCGUGCAAAUCACGAUCACAACCACUACAAUAUCAUUGACACAAUCAAACACUCCCUUGGCAACAUCUUGAUUCUUUACUACCCUCUCGCCGGCCGCCUUCGCAUGAUUGAAGGCGGAAGAAUGGAAAUUGACUGUAACGGGGAGGGUGUAAUGCUGUUCGAAGCGGAGUCCCUGAAAACAUUGCAAGACUACGGUGAUUUCGUGCCCAGGGCCGCCUUGAGGCCGCUUCUGCCGACGGUUGAUUACCGUGAGCCUGUGGAAAACAUUCCUCUUGUUCUGGUGCAGGUGACGAGAUUCGCGUGUGGUGGCCUGUGUGUUGGGUUUGGAGUUUCCAAUGUCGUUGUGGAUGGAAUCUCUGGCACUGUCUUCGUUGACGCUUGGGCUAAGCUUGCUCGAGGUGGCACUUUGGGAGAAGAUGAGAAGCCAAUUCUUGAUAAAAUGGUGAUUCUAAAAUCUGAGUUUAUCGGACCGCGUUUUGUGCACCGUGAAUUCAAGCCACUUCCGCUGAUAAUUGGUAGCUCUGACGUCAGUGAGGAGAGCAAGAAGGAAACAGAUCUUGCAAUUCUGAAGCUCACAAGGGAGAUGGUAGAAAAGCUGAGGAAGAAAGCCAAUGACGACGGAUGCUUGGAAUUUGGUUACGAGGAGCCAGUUACGCCGCAGAAUCACCAUCGACCCUACAGCAGGUAUGAAAGCAUUGCCGCUCAUAUCUGGAGGUGUGCAUGCAAGGCACGCCACGUGGAUCACAACCAACCCACGGUGGUCCUCACUGUCGCCGGCGUCCGAAACAGGCUAAAGCCACCUCUCCCUCUAAACUAUUUCGGGAACGCGACGCACCCAACUGUGACCCCCACAUGCCUCAGCGGGGAAAUUGCUUCAAAGCCACUAAGAUAUGGUGCGCAAAAGAUAAGAGAAGCGAUCGAGUUGCUAACAGAUGAGUACCUGAGAUCAGCCUUUGAGUUCAUUGGGAGGCAGGACCAUGUAGGGUGGCUGAGGCCAAAGCUUAACAGUGAACCACCAUUUCUUGGGAAUCCAAACCUCAACAUUUGGAGUUGGAUGAGUAACAUGCCUACCUAUGGACCUGAUUUUGGAUGGGGAAGGCCGCUGUAUAUGGGACCCUGUGAGGUCGUCGGAGACGGCAGGGCGUUUAUCAUGCCAGCUCCCACCGGAGAUGGGACUCUUUCCGUUGUCAUUCGCUUGCAGACUCCUCAUCUUCAACCAUUUGAGAAGUUCUUCUACGAGGACAUAUAGACAGACGCAUGUGGCUAUUCCGGUGAAAAUAUUUUUAUGUGAAGAUAUAUAAUUAAAGAUCGUAAAAUAUAUUAAAUUAUUUAACGAUUUUUAUUUAUAAUUUUCAUAUAAAAAUUUUAAUUCGAGUGAUCAUCAUAAAUAUGAGUUACUUUGGUGUUUGUAAAUUUUAAUGAGUUAAGAUAUUUUAACUCGUUAAAAACUUUAGUUAUAUAUAUAUGGAGUGCCUUGCCUUGUUUCAACUUCGAUGUUGAAGCUGUGGGCCUGUGGUAGGUACUUUGCCAAAUUUGGGCAUGAGUAUUUAAGUUUUGAGAAAAGGGUAAAUAGGUGUCUGACUUUUUUUUUGUGGAUAUUUUUCUCUCUAACCAUUGAAAAAUAUUUUUAAGUUUUUGACCUUCAUAAAACUUGGAUGGAUCAAUCUUUCCAUCCAAAUGCCUCCGUCAGAGACUGAUCCGUCCAAAUUUUAUGAAGAUUAGAAACUUAAAAAUAUUUUUCAAUAGUUAAAAACAAAAAUAUUCGCAAAGCAAAAAGUCAUGACCUAUUUGCCCAAUAAUGUGAGGUGACGCAUCUGCUAUUCUGUGGCAAUAAAAGGUAGUAAGGUACUACUCAUAUUUCAUUUCAUACGUA
Messenger RNA from Arachis ipaensis, 2046 nucleotides. Its product is annotated as hydroxycinnamoyl-CoA:piscidic acid hydroxycinnamoyltransferase. NCBI's taxonomy places the organism in Eukaryota, Viridiplantae, Streptophyta, Magnoliopsida, Fabales, Fabaceae. Gene Ontology annotation, molecular function: acyltransferase activity, transferring groups other than amino-acyl groups. The record is from RefSeq and is a predicted model, not a curated record.